Messenger RNA from Diversispora eburnea, 2934 nucleotides. Lineage: Eukaryota; Fungi; Glomeromycota; Glomeromycetes; Diversisporales; Diversisporaceae. The record is from the annotation of a GenBank genome assembly.
AUGUCUUCAGGAUGGUUAGAGGACGGAAUUGCAGGCGGCCAUAUUAAAUCAAUUCCCUAUGAUGAAUUUUCUAAACAUGAAGUUAUUGCAAGAGGUGCAUUUGGUGAAGUGACUAAAGUUUACUGGGGUCAAGGUGAAAAAACAGUUGCAUUAAAAUCAUUAUUUAAAAACCCUUCUUCGGGAAAUGAUAAAUCUUUUGAAGAAUUUACUAACGAGGUUUUUUGUCUUUCACCAAAAAAAGUUUUGAAACCUUCGUCUUCCAGAUAUUUUAUGGUUCUACAAUAUGCAAAUGGUGGAAACUUGAGGGAAUAUUUAAGGAAAAACUUUGAUAGUUUACGUUGGGAGAAAAAAUUUCUUAUGGUAAACGAUGAUAGAUUGAUGAUUACUGACUUUGGUUUAUCUAAAUCAAGUAUCGGUGGUAAUACUUCACUUGCUGUUGGAAUGGCAGCAUACGUAGAACCACAAACUUUUAUCGAUUCAACAAAUAUAUUAGAUAUAGCACGUAGAGUUAUUGAAAAUGAGAAAGAACCUCCUUACCCCGGAACCCCGUCAGAUUAUCAACGUCUUUACGAAGAAGCUUGGGAUAAUGAUCCAAAAAAACGCCCCACUAUUGAUUAUAUUCGUUACGAAUUAGAUAGAAUGUUAGGUAAUCAAUCUUCGGUACCUCCACCGCCAAAAUAUAAUCCUGUGGCUCCAGGAAUUCCUGCGAAACCUCCCAAAAAUGUUCUCAUUGAAUCUAACAAAUCUACAAAUUAUAAUAUUAACAAUGAUACUGAUCUAAAUGAGUUACGAAAUAAAUUUAGUUCAUCAUCAUUAACUAAUCAAAUACCCCCCCAAAAACCGAGUCCAUUGUUCAUACCCAAUGAUGAUUAUAACUCACCUAAUAUACCUCCAAAACCUACUCAUCCUACACAUAAUACCUUUAAUAAUGCACCUGAACAAAUACAUCAAAAUCAAAAUUCAUUCGCUCAUCAAAAUGUUCAAAAUAUUCAAAAUUUACAAAAUCUUCAAAACAUUUCUCAAGGCCCAGUUUCUCCUACCCAACAAUUUAAUAUACCUAAUAAACCUAAUGCACCACCUAAUAUAUCUAAUGUACCUAAUCAGGGUGUAAAUUAUAUUCCAAGAAAUUCAGCCAAUCAGAAUGUAGGAGUAAAUAAUGAAAUGGCACCUCCCAAGAAACCAAAUAAACCAAAAAAUAAUUUUGCUUAUUCCACGCCUUUACUCAAUCAUAAUCAGAAUUCAGGAUUGAACAAUGGAAUAAAUUCUGUUGAUAACAAACAAUUUACUUCCAAUCUUGUAAAUAAUAAUCAGAAUAAUGAUAUUCAUGGGAAUCCAAAUGUUAGCCGACCACCAGGAUUUUCCGUGCCGCUACAGAAUAAUACCAAUAAUAAUGAUAUUCAUGGAAAUCCAAAUAAUGAUACCAAUAAUAAUGAUAUUCAUGGAAAUCCAAAUGUUAGCCGACCACCAGGCUUUUCCGUGCCGCUACAUAAUAAUACCAAUAAUACCAAUAUUACUGGAGGGUUAAAUUAUAAUCAACCACCUAAACAAAAUUUUGUAGGACAAACAACGUUUCAAAACUUUAACCAAGGAAAUCAAUUUCAACAAAAUGCACAAUCGGUGCCUGUUUCAGGGCCACCAUUUUCAUCACAAGUUUCAUCACCGCAACGUGAUCAGAAUUUCAAUAAUUCAAAUACGAAUCCUCAGUAUUUUGUAAAUCGUGAUUUAAAUGGAUCAAAUACAGGUUAUGUGAAUAAUACUGCCCAAGGAAUUCAAAGUAAUUAUAUUCAAAAUCUAAAUCAGUUCCAGCAAAAUUCCCCUUCAUCUACUUCAUCUACUUCAUCUGGUAUCUCAAACCAGAAUAUUCAUAAUAGUCAUCCUUUAAAUAGUGACUCACAAGGUUAUUAUCAAAAAUCUCAAAAAUUAUCUGAUCCCGUGAUGGAAGAUAAUUGUAUAGAAAUCUUGGGACGUUAUACCAAAGAUUAUAGUUCUGAUUACGGUUUUGAAAAUCCCGAGAUAUGCAAUGCUGGGUAUCAUUGUGGUUAUGGUGAUGAUAAAGGAUUAAUCUAUCAUCUUAAUUAUAAAGGUGAUAGAAUUACUGCUAAUUAUAAUUUCAAAGGUUUAUCAGAACCUCUUGUUUUACUUACAUUGAGAAAUUGUAGUGUAAAUAAGAUGUUCGCAAUAUUUAAAUCACUUGAAGAAAGAAAUUCAGAUUUUAAAAUAGUAUCAAAAAAUACUGGAAAAAAUGCAUUUCAUUAUUUAUGGGAAAACAGUGUGAUUACCAGAGGUAUCACUGAAAAAUCUGGAACCGACAAAUUUAUUAAAAAUCUUGACAAGAUUAUGGAAUUCCUGGUAGAUAAAGGGUGUGAUAUUAAUGCAUUAGAUAAGGAUCAUAGAACAAUUUUAUCAUACGUUUUAACUGAACAACAUUCUCAUAAUGAUAUCAUUCCAAUUAUUGAAUUAUUAUUAAAGCAUGGAGCGAAUCCAAAUAUACCAACAUAUUUAAAAGUACCUCAACAAUUUCAUGCUCCUAGCACAUUAUUUUUAGCUGUAAAAUUUUGUUGGCCUGUCAAAGUAUUGGAUUUAUUAAAUGAUAAUAAUGCUAAUGGAGACCUAGAAAAUGAAGGAGGUCAAAAUUUAUUAUUAUUAACUGUGAUCGAUGAAAAAAAGCAGCCAGAUUCAAUGCGUUGGGUACUAAAUCAUAUUCAUUCUGCAAGUGAUCAUAAAAGUCUUUCAGCAAUAAAGAAGCAUAUUCAACGUUUUAAAAAAUCCGGUAAACACGACGAAGGUCGCAGUGAAGCAAGAAAGGUAUUGAGUGAAUGGAAAGGAAGUUCGGGAAGAAGCAAUAAAGAAUUACUCCGUGAAAAUAUCCAACUCAAAAAAGGAAAAAAAAAAGGUGAUUCUUUAAGUAAAAAUAAAAGAAUCAGGACUAUUUAA